AUGGUGAUUGAUCCUUUUUUAAAAAAGAUUCCCAGCGGCAACAUCAUCAUUACUAACAAAAAAAAAUUGGAAAAUGUUUCUCCUUUUAUUAUUCUGAGUCUAAGAACUUUGCUAUGGGACAGUUACUUGAAAAUAUAUGUGAAUAUUUUUUUACAAAUAACUAAACGAACUUUACCACUUUGUCUUGUAUGGAAAGAAAGUAAAUUGUCAGACAAAAUGAUGCAGAACAAAGAAAAUCGAUUCUUUCAUUCUUUUAUACCAUGUUAUCCUAUGGAAGUGAAAAGUAAGAGCUUGGGUUUCAAAUUGCGAUUCGACAGGCAGAGGACGGUGGGGAGGGUUCCAUCAAGCUUCACGACUGAGAAGGGCAUGAAAGCUGACGCCAUUAAAGUGAAGGUUGUUACGUUGAAGACUUAUUCGUUAACUUCUUCAACGGAAAAUUACUAUCGAACCUGA
Molecule: messenger RNA, 453 nt
Organism: Clunio marinus
Lineage: Eukaryota; Metazoa; Arthropoda; Insecta; Diptera; Chironomidae
Source: the annotation of a GenBank genome assembly